AUGGGGGCUGCUGCUUCAUCUGCUGCUCCUGCAGCGAACGGAGCAGCAGCAGCAGCAACAGAACCAGCAGCAGCAGCAGCAGCAGCAGCAGCAGAUGGGUAUGCUGCUGCACCCCUCCCCAGCAGCAGCAGCAGCACAACCAGCGCCAUCAUCCUCAGCGACAACUUCAUCCGGGCUUUCAGCUACGCCCCCGGCUCGCAGCAGCAGCAGCAGCAGCAGCAGCAGCAGCAGCAGCAGAAGCAGCAGCAGCAGAAGCAGCAGCAGCAGCAGCAGAAGAGGCAGCAGCAGCAGCAGCAGCAGCAGCAGCAGCAGCAGCAGCAGCACAGGUCUACGAGUGAAGAAGAUGACAGCAACUACUUAGAGCUGCAUCCGCCAAUACCCCUCAGUAUGUUUUACCCCUGGCGCGGUCCUCGCACUGGAACUGGAGCAGCAGCAGCAGCAGCAGCAGCAGCAGCAGCAGCAGCAGCAGCGGCAGCAGCAGCAGCAGCAGGCUCGUGA
Molecule: messenger RNA, 498 nt
Organism: Eimeria mitis
Lineage: Eukaryota; Apicomplexa; Conoidasida; Eucoccidiorida; Eimeriidae
Exons: 2
Coding region: 1-498 (165 amino acids)
Source: RefSeq, a predicted model, not a curated record